This is a messenger RNA of Terrapene triunguis (Three-toed box turtle), 399 nucleotides long. RefSeq names its product pulmonary surfactant-associated protein C-like. The transcript is spliced from 4 exons. The coding region runs from base 1 to 399 and encodes 132 amino acids. The record is from RefSeq and is a predicted model, not a curated record. Gene Ontology annotation, cellular component: alveolar lamellar body; extracellular region. Lineage: Eukaryota; Metazoa; Chordata; Testudines; Emydidae. Gene Ontology annotation, biological process: respiratory gaseous exchange by respiratory system.
AUGGUCAUCCAGGGAAACAAGGGGGAAGAGGAAGAACAGACGGCCAUGGUAAAUGAACGGGAGAACGUGGCCGCUUUCCACAUCAAAAGAAAGAAAUCCACAGCCACUGUUGUGUACAACUAUAACCAAGGUCUAAUAGGUCUCAGAAUCACCAACAGUAAAAAAUGUUUUGUGAUGAAGAUGGAUAAACUCAACAUACCAAGCUUGGAUGAAAUUUCCAGAGAUCUCCCACAUUUUAACGCCAAACAGGUCUCUGGAGACAAAAUGUCUUACAACUUCAUAGAGGCAGAACCGGCUGACCGCACUACACUGGGAACAACUCUGAAUAUUCUCUGCAGCGACAUCCCCAUCUACUGGGCUCUGCCUAAAGUGGAGAUCUUCCAUACCCACUGCUCCUAA